This is a messenger RNA of Trametes versicolor FP-101664 SS1, 1131 nucleotides long. RefSeq lists its product as uncharacterized. The transcript is spliced from 6 exons. The record is from RefSeq and is a predicted model, not a curated record. The coding region runs from base 1 to 1131 and encodes 376 amino acids. NCBI's taxonomy places the organism in Eukaryota, Fungi, Basidiomycota, Agaricomycetes, Polyporales, Polyporaceae.
AUGAACUCGAACAUAUUGAGUGUCUUCCUCGCGACUAACGAGGACGUCAUUCGAACGACCCUCCAGCAUGGUCAGUCUUUCCUGGACGUCCUGAGCGGAAUCCAGGCGGUCGUGGACGCGGUCGGGGACCUGCGGAACGCGCAGAUAGAGGUGUGGAGUUAUCGUGCGGGUGGGUGGGUCGCCAGCACGGUGGAAAUGGCGGGUGUCGCGAGACCCAAUUUCUGGGUGCAUGUGGUGCGUUUCCCGGGCGCAGAGCUCGUGCCGUCCAUUGGGUCUGAGUUGGGGUGGGUGUACGAUGUGGCCGGACUUAAAACCAUACCCGACGUCGUCGUCGAGCAAGACUGCCGUGGGGAUGUGAACGAGGGCAAGGCUAUCCGUGUCGUUCUGUGGCCCAAGGGAUCGGAGGGUCCUCUCGUUUUCGUCGUCACGGCCGGCAGCAACGACACCGUUUGCCUGGGUCAAUGCGGCCCCUUCCGCGCCGCCAUCUGCGAAGGCGCCGACGCUGACGUCGAGUCCAUCAUUGGUGCUCUCAGUGCGGAUGCCGAGAUGGAAGUCUGGAACCAUCCGUUCGGACGGUGGCUCUCGCGCUCCCUGUGGACAACGCUCCCGGUGCGUCGCCACGGACAGACCAUCCUCGUCAAGACGUCCUCAACGGCCCUCGUUGUGGGGUUGGGCGCGGAACUGGAGGCGCAGGACUCGUCUCGCGCGUACCUCGAGGAGCUGGAAGACGACGGCUCUGGGGACGUCAAUGCCGACAACGCGGCCGUUGGAUGGGGCCUUCCGCCUGCACAGGUUGCCCUCGGGCCGCUCGAGUGGGGUGCCCCUGAGGUUGGGGAUUGGCAGGACGUGUUAGACCGCGAGGCGACCAUCAGCCUGUCCUCCGGCGACGAGUCGGACGCGACCGUCGUGAUCGCCGACGGAGAUUGGCGCAUACCGGCCGGAGGGGCUACUGUCGUGCGCAAGCGGAAGCGCACCGCCAGCAUGAAACGACGCAUCGCCAAGAGACGUGAGCAGGUGCUGAGCAUGCAGGCGGGCCUCCGCGUAUUCGUCGAGCAACAAGGCAGCAAGGAGGUCAUCAAUAUGACGCUCGGCGAAACGAUUGAGGACGCGAUCGACGUCGACAGGGCCUAA